UUUGGGCAAAAUGGGUGGUAAAUGCCAAGAACGGUCCCCGUUUUGCGCUUUUUUUUUUUUCGAACGUUCUGGUAUUGUUUUUUCUAGUCAUUCGUUUGGAUAUUGGGGGGUUAAUAUGCGUGUUGAGGAUAACUGCAAACGCACAGAAAUAUAAAGUGUUCCAUUUCAUUCCUUCCCCCCCCUCCAAUCCAAUAACCAACUGUUUAUAACAUACACUUGCACAUUUUCUGUGACUGCACUUGUCGACCUUUUUUUGUCGGACUCUAGUGUGCCUUCUACCGCACCUUCCCUUACUGGUCUGACGUUUUCGGCCAUUGUUUGCUUUGAGUCCCUCCUUCCUCAUCCACUCUUACUACACGUUCUCCGCUCCCUUUUUUCAAAGUACGCAAUGUCGAUAAAGUCAGUGGACGUAGGGAUCCUCCGCAACUCUGCCGAGUUUGUGCAGUUGCGGAAGGAGUGUGCUUCUUGGGCUAUCGUGGCUGGAGCUGCCGGUGGUGUUGCAGGAUAUGGUUUAGGACGCCUUGCCGUCCCACGUUCCAGCGUCCUUGGCAUCGCUUCCACCCUCGUCGGCGCUGCCGUGGCCUCCACCAUCGUGUACAAUAACCUCGAAAACAAACGCCUGAACGCUCUCCGCGUCCGCAAAGUCGCAGAACACUACCAUUACAUGCGUCCCCUUCUUGCUCCAACGGUGGUCGAGCAGGGUGUCGAGAUCUAGUGUCGUAUCGAGAGCCUGCGAUACAGAUUGGGCGGCGAUUUCGCUCCGGUUGGAACUUUUAUAUUUUCUUGUAGAAAUCGGUGGUGUAGUGAGGAUCUUUCUUUUCCGUUUCCUUCAUGUUGCUAUAUGUGUGGUAUACCCUUUUUUUUGUGUCGAUUGAAAAUUGUACAUUUGAAACUAUGUUCCUUUAGUCAAAGUACCAAUGCGAUUGGCAUUCGAAGAGCAUCAGAUA
Spizellomyces punctatus DAOM BR117 is the source of this 947-nucleotide messenger RNA. RefSeq lists its product as uncharacterized. Bases 389 to 715 code for a protein of 108 amino acids. Lineage: Eukaryota; Fungi; Chytridiomycota; Chytridiomycetes; Spizellomycetales; Spizellomycetaceae. The transcript has 3 exons. The record is from RefSeq and is a predicted model, not a curated record.